This is a messenger RNA of Penicillium verhagenii, 777 nucleotides long. RefSeq names its product CDP-diacylglycerol-serine O-phosphatidyltransferase. The record is from RefSeq and is a predicted model, not a curated record. The coding region runs from base 1 to 777 and encodes 258 amino acids. Gene Ontology annotation, biological process: phospholipid biosynthetic process. The transcript has 5 exons. Gene Ontology annotation, cellular component: membrane. Gene Ontology annotation, molecular function: phosphotransferase activity, for other substituted phosphate groups. Lineage: Eukaryota; Fungi; Ascomycota; Eurotiomycetes; Eurotiales; Aspergillaceae.
AUGUCUCGCAGAACAUCGACUAUGGCGUCGAGCGAGCCCAGCAGCGUCCCGCCUUCAAACGACGGAGGCCAGCAAAAGCAGAAGAUGCUUCUCUCUGAAGAGCACGGUCAUUUUAGCAUGGUGAAAGCUCUCCACCUUGCCGAUCUGGUUACUGAGUUGAAUGGUUUCUGCGGAGGCAAGUUCCAGCCUUAUUCUAAAUUUGACAUUAUGCUAAUCGUCGGAGCAGUCAUGUCAGUUUUCUCGUCCAUGCGCUAUUGUCUCGGAGAUCCUACAGACUACGGUGCCAUCUGGGCUGCUCUCGCCUUUAUGCCAUUUGGUCUAUUCUUUGACUUCAUGGAUGGAAAGAUUGCACGCUGGCGCAAGAAGUCAUCCCUGAUGGGACAGGAAUUAGACUCGCUCGCAGAUCUGGUUUCUUUCGGCCUCGCUCCCGCAGCUGCCGCCUUUGCGCUCGGUAUCCGCACAAACGUCGACCACCUCAUCUUGGCCUUCUUUGUUCUGUGUGGUCUCACUCGUCUGGCCCGAUUCAACGUCACCGUGGCUGUUCUGCCGAAGGAUAAGAGCGGCAAGUCCAAGUACUUCGAGGGCACACCCAUCCCGACCACUCUUUCUAUUGCCGCCCUUAUGGCCUACUGUGUCUCUAAUAGCUGGACCCACGACAACAUUCCCUUCGGACUCAUUGCCGAAGGCACCGCUUUCGAGUUCCACCCCGCUGCUUUGCUGUUUGCCCUGCAUGGUUGCGCGAUGGUCAGCAAGACCAUCCACAUCCCUAAGCCAUAA